Molecule: messenger RNA, 2606 nt
Organism: Lytechinus pictus (painted urchin)
Lineage: Eukaryota; Metazoa; Echinodermata; Echinoidea; Temnopleuroida; Toxopneustidae
Exons: 7
Coding region: 576-2414 (612 amino acids)
Biological process (GO): transmembrane transport
Cellular component (GO): membrane
Molecular function (GO): monocarboxylic acid transmembrane transporter activity
Source: RefSeq, a predicted model, not a curated record
CACACGUAUUGCGAGGUUAGUAUUAGAAUGGACCUAUUACAAAAUAGGUCCAUGGUAUACUAACAUCGCACCAUGAACCGCGUUUGGCAGUGGAUUUCUAACUAGUGGGUCGCGCGUGCUGGGAUCUCAGUUCUGGUUUCCACAACACACGACUUCAAUAGCUUGAUUUUUCUGUGCGCGGCGGCAUGUAAUGAACCCUUGGGUGCCACGAAAAUAUUUGGCCAUGCAAGGAUGACAGCUUGAUGCAGCACGUUCAUGACGUUUGUCUAUAUGUUUGGCGACACUCAUUUACCUGCGGCUCCUUCAUGAUAAACGAUGACAUCGUCACCAUCCUACCACAGAGAUUCGCCGAUGUCGUCAUCAACGACGCGCUCGCCAUCGCUACGACAACGGGUGAGGCGGCGAUGGGGACUGGUGGUGGUCGGAGCGACGUUCGCCCUCUAUUUCGUGUUGUAUGGGAUCCUGUUCAGCUACAAUGUUCUCUUCGUCGCCUUUCAGCAAGAAUUCAAUAGCAGUGCAACUAUGACAGGCUAUGUUACAGUGAAAAACACUCCGUCCCUCGGAUAGGACGUUAAAUGGAGGCCCCGUACAUACGUCAUAAUAAAGACAACGCUGGAUCCGUGCACUCACAAUUACGUCACAAUGGUUGGGUUGGGAGUAUUCCUCUGAGUAUCUCGCUCAUGUUUGCCCCUCUCAUCAAGAUGGCUUCGGAAAGAUUCGGCUAUCGCUCGGUAUCUGUCUUCGGCAUCUUGAUGGUUUCGGCUGGGAUCUUCGUGACAUCAUUCCUACCGAGUCUCCUUCCCAUGUUCGGUACAUACGGCUUGAUGUCCGGGAUAGGUGCUGGUGUUGUAACCGUCUGUGCCUUUGAUCUGAUCGUGUUGUACUUUCCAGAAAAGAAUACGAUGCGAGCAGUGGCCAUCGCUGUUACAGGGUCAACAGCAGGUAUGUUGUCACUAACACAAGUCAUGGAUCUUACUAUAAGAGAAUUCGGCUGGAGGAUCACGCUAAGAAUUAUGGGAGCCCUCCUCUUUGCCGUUGGACUUCCAUGCGUCCUUACCUACACACUUCCCGUAGAUCAACAAGAACACAAUAGGAAAAGUAAAUACUGCAAAGUGAUAUUUAAACCUGACGAUACUACUGUCGAUAAAGUAUCCGAAGCGGUAGCUGAUCUAGAAAAGUGCCCCUUGAAUUUUCCAUAUCAUUCUAAGAUGGAAGUAGAAUCAAACAAGAUGUUUAUAUCUGGUAGUCCGCCAGCUUACAGAGUUGUAGACGGAUUGGGUGAAGAUACCACGAGUUGGCCCCUUGGAGAGCAGCAUGUACACGCCAUUACUGAAAAGUCGGUUGGAGAACGUAAUGUGGACGCUUAUUCCGAUGGUGAACCGGAAGUCAAAGAGCCAGAGAGUGCAGAGAAUCGCUAUCAUCAAUUGAUGACGAACUGUAAUGUGUCAUCUCAAACACCCUGGAGUGAAAGCGAGAGCGGUGAUGAUGAGAACGAUACGGUUGACGCAAUCAGGGUAAUCAACACGUUGAACGGCAUCUGGCAAAGCGAUGACGACUCCCCAGCGACCAUUGCAAGACUUUAUCCGAUCAGUAACCAUCAAGGACCAACACUUUUGGUUGUUGGCCAUGCUGGUAGUGCCUUCCAACCAGAAAAGCCUCUUGAGGAUUUGCCAAAGCGUGGGAUGCUUCGGAAGAUCUGUACAACACUAACCUUCCCUGAGAUCUGGAUGAUUUCUAUUGCUACAAUACUCAAUGGAAUCGGCGACUGUUUCUAUUAUGUAAACGCGAUAAGCUAUCUUGUGUCCGUUGGCUUUAAGGAGCAGAAUGGUGUCCAAUUUGUGUCUUUCACUGCGGUGUCAAUUUUCGUUUUUAAAGUGGUCUUAGUUUUUAUUGGAGAGCAUCUUCCAUUUCCGAGAAUAUUCAUUCAAGUGAUAUCCAACGUUAUCAGUAUCAUUGUCUGGAUCCUGCUAAUGGUUGUUAGAAGCGUUAUACCCGUCUACUGCACGGCUGUUGUUGCUGGUCUUACCAUUGCCAUAACCAAUGUCGUCACGUUUAGUCUUGCUCCUGAUUUCUUUGGCCAAGAGAGGGCGAUGGAGACGUCAUCCGUCAUCUUCUUCUGCUAUGGGACUGGGUAUCUUCUUGGCUCUCUCGUGGGUCAGAGUAUUGACAACACAGGCUCUUACAAGGGCGCCCUUUGCGCUUUCAUCGGUAUGUACGUCACAUCCGGGAUCUUACUGCUCUUGGCGCCUCUGUAUCAACGCAUCUUUGCACCCGAACGGUUCGUGACCUUUGACAUACACCGGAGGAGACGGGAUGAGAGGAGGGAGAGGAACCGGCUGAGAAAGAAGGACAUACAUCGCUGUAAGGUUUCAAAUGGAGAUAUCAUCGUGUGUGAACAAGUGUCAACUGUUUAGCAAUUCUUCUCAUUAACCCUCAGAUCAUUGUGGUGAUGAUCGCCAUUCCCUGGCAAAAAAAAAACUAAGACAGAAUUUACAAGACCUGAUUUUAAAUUAAAUCCCAGAUCUACGAUGCAAAAAUCAAUGCGAAUAUCACAAGCAUGACAAGGACGUACACCGAAAGCCCACAUUACCGAAUUUUUAUGUGUG